Molecule: messenger RNA, 1162 nt
Organism: Lonchura striata (white-rumped munia)
Lineage: Eukaryota; Metazoa; Chordata; Aves; Passeriformes; Estrildidae
Source: RefSeq, a predicted model, not a curated record
AGAGAUGGCUCCAAAGGCAUUAAAUCCAUCCGGCAGAAGCUGGAGAGCUUCUCAAAGGAGAGGAAAGGUCAUCGCCAACGACCGCGCCUGCCGCCAGCUGCAGGAGGCCGUGGGCAGGAGCCGGCGGCUGUGCCUGGAGGUGGAGGCCACGGUGACCAGGUUCCGGGCUCAGAGGCAGAGGAGGUUGGGAAUGGGCACCAGCUGUAUCCGGGCUCCCGACGGGGGCUUCCCAGAGGAGCCGCUUUCCCCAUCUCUUCUGGACAAGAGCUCCUGGAGCCAGCGGAGGGGGGCCAUGUCCGUGGAUUCCAUCACGGAUCUGAGUGACAACGCGUCCGAGCUGCUGGAGGCCCUGCAGCUCUCCCACCCCCACGAGCUGGGCCCUCGCAGGAGCCGGGGCAAGAAGAGGCCCCUGAGCCUGAACCCCAUCACCUGGCAGGUGCCACGGAUUGUGGACAGGUGCUGCACACACCUUGAGACACACGGGCUCCAAACUGUUGGCAUCUUCCGUGUCGGGAGCUCCAAGAAAAGAGUCCAGCAGCUGAGGGAGGAGUUUGACCGAGGGCUGGAUGUUUUCUUGGAUGAACAUCAAAGUGUUCAUGAUGUGGCUGCCCUGCUCAAAGAAUUUCUCCGGGAUAUGCCCGAUUCCCUGAUUCCCAGAGAGCUCUAUGGAGCCUUCCUCAGCACAGCCACCCUGGAGGGGCCAGCCCAGCUGGACACCCUGCAGCUGCUGCUGUUCCUGCUGCCCCCGUGCCACAGCGACACCCUGCUCCGGCUCCUGCGCUUCCUGGCACGGGUGGCCCGGCACGCCGAGAGCUCCUGGGACCCCGAGGGCCACGAGAUCCCUGGGAAUAAAAUGACAGUGUCAAACCUGGCUACAGUCUUUGGUCCCAACAUCCUGCAGAAGGAGAAGCCUGGAGAGAAAGAUGCCAGUGCCCUGAACUUUGAGGACAGCGCUGCCAUAAUCCUGGUGCUCCAGAGGCUGAUUGAGCACCACCACUCCCUGUUCAUGGUACGUGGGGCUCCUCAGGCCAGUCCCUCCUUCCCUCUGAACUCUUCCAAGAGCAGCAGAGGAACGAUUUUGUCCCUGUCAGAGAUGCACACCUCGGUCUGUGCCUGUCCUCUGGGAAGGCUCUGGCUCCUUCCUCUCUCCACCCUCCCAUAG